GGACGUGUCCCCCGUCAUCCGUCUCGAUAUUUACACAUUCGCGGACACUGUUUCUCGUCCGCAACCAUCAUGAAGCUCAAGGAAAUACACCGGACGUCGACGUUCGCCUGGUCCCCGUCGGCGUCGCUCCCCUUGCUGGCAACGGGAACAGUAGCCGGCGCGCUCGAUGCAUCCUUCAGUAACGAAAGCCAGCUCGAGAUAUGGGCUCCCGACUUCCUGGACAAGUCUGAAUACGACCUGGGAGCACCAGACGGAAGAUUCGGACCCAAGGGAUCCAUCACCGAUAGCGCGCGCUUCAAUCGCCUCGCGUGGGGAUGCGUCGAUGCCGCCCAUCCGAAGGGUGUGCUUGCCGCGGGCAUGGAGAACGGAGAGCUCGCGUUGUGGGAUCCCAGCAAGAUUGUGCAGGGGCUAGGCGCGUCUGAAUCCCUAAUCCUGCGCAACACCACGCAUACGGGACCUAUCCGCGGGCUGGACUUUAAUCCCAUCCAAAACAACCUUGUCGCGUCUGGAGGUGUGGGAGCUGAAGUGUACGUAUGGGACAUCAAGGACCCUAGCAAGCCCUACACUCCCACUGGCACAAGAAGUACCAAGCUUGACGACAUCACAUCGAUCGCGUGGAACCAGCAAGUGCAGCAUGUCCUUGCUGGUGCGAGCAGCACGGGCUAUACUGUGGUAUGGGACCUGCGCGGCAAGCGCGAGGUUGUCGCUCUGGCAUAUGGUGGCGGUGCGGGAACGCUGGCGGGCCAAAUGAGCAAUGGUGGAGGGAUGGCGAUUGGCGGACGGCGCGGAAUGAGCGAUAUUGCGUGGCAUCCUGAUAAUGCUACGCGGCUUGUCACGGCGUCGGAAGAUGAUUCCUCGCCUAUCAUUAUGGUGUGGGAUUUGCGCAAUGCUCGUGCCCCAGAGAAGAUUCUUACCGGCCACGAGAAGGGCGUGCUAUCGCUUUCAUGGUGCAAACAAGACGCCGAUCUCUUGCUAUCAUGCGGGAAAGACAAUCGUGCUCUUUGCUGGAACCCUCAAACAUCCGAAAUAAUCGGUGAACUACCUUCUGCCGACAACUGGGCAUUCCAGGUUGACUGGUGCCCGCGGAAUCCUGAUCUCCUCGCCACUGCAUUCUUCGACGGCACCAUUGGCAUCCACUCCAUUCAGUCCACGAACGACGCCGCGUCCGCUUCUCAGGCUGCUGGUGCUACUGCCGCUCGCGCGGAUGGUGCUGACAUCUUCGACAUUCCCGGACCGUCGCGCACAUCACAGACGGGUUCCUUCUCCCUCAAGCAACCCCCGAAGUGGCUGCGCACCCCGGCUGCCAACUCUUUCGGAUUCGGUGGUCAGCUUGUGACUGUUUCCAACCUGCCCUCUUCGCAAAACCGGAACCAGAGCUCGGUAGUACACCUCCGCAAGGUGGUGACAGAGGAAGCUUUCGUUGAGCGCGCCAAGAAACUGCAGAAUGCCUUGUCGUGCGAGGGUCUCAAGGCAUUCGUAGAGGACAAAGCGUCUGCAGAGGCGACCGAGGUCUGGAAGGCCCUUUCCAGCCUCUUCCAGGCAAACUCCCGGGACGAGCUGAUUACGCUGCUUGGAUUCUCGAAGACCGAAAUUGCUGCUCGCGUUGCGGAGGCCAUUGCUAAGGUCAAGUCCUCAGCAGCCGCUGGCGGUGCCUCUCCCACUCCUUCCCCACCUCCCGAGUCCGAGACACAGACUGGCGACUCCACCAAAUCCGCUGUGGUGUCUUUCGCCGAGCCGGAACGCGAGGAGAGCCCUGCGAGCGACCUGGGUCAAGAGAAGACGCCGUCCGAGGUCAGUGGCAACAGCGUCACCUCCGAGACUACGAACACAACUCGUGGGGCCGACGCGGAGUCGACCACCACUGUGCCGAGCUUGUUCGGUGACGACGGCGGCAAUGCUGAUGACGGCGAGGAUUUCUUUGCCAACAUCGGCACGCCAUCCCAAGGCGAGCAGCUGGUUCCGCACCACAACUAUCCCCUCGACUCCUCUGUCGCUGCGACCAUCGGAUCUGGACCUUCGAGUGUGGCCUCCGAGAGCCUCAAGGAUAACACGUUCAGGAUCUACCCGUCGGAUGAGUCGGAGACCGACAGGCUCAUUACGAAGGCCCUCGUACUGGGCGACUUCGAGUCGGCGGUCUCGCUCUGCCUAUCGUGCGACCGCUUCGCUGACGCGAUUCUCCUUGCCGUGCGUGGUGGUCCCGAGCUUUUGCAGAGGACCCAGAAGGCAUACUUCGAGAAGCGUACCGCCGCUUUGCCAUACUUGCGCUUGUUCCAGUCGAUCGUCAGCAACGACCUCUCCGACAUCGUUCAGAAUGCGGACCUACAGGAGUGGCAGGAGAUAUUCGUCGUGCUGUGCACCUUCGCCAGCCAGGACGAGUUCGCCAACCUAGCCGAGGAGCUCGGUCGCCGCCUUGAGUUCGAGUACGUCGAGGACAAGGACUCAGAGGAUACGGGCAUCUCGUCGCGCGCGGUCGAGUUCAGGAAGAAUGCGAUGCUGACGUACUUGGCUGCGGGCAAGCUCGAGCGCGUUGCAAACCUUUGGGUGGAGGAGCUCGUCGAGGAAGAACGCGCUGCCGCGUCCGCCGAGCAACAGGAUGGGUCCUUGUUCACUGCUCACGCAUACGCUCUGGAGACGUUCAUCGAGAAGGUCAGCGUCUUCCGGUCGGCGACGAAGUACGUGGACACAGACCUUACGCCGACGACUGCCGAGCAAUCGAGCGUCCGCACGUUCAAGCUCGGCGUUAUCUACGACAAGUACCUCGAGUAUGCGCUGCUGCUCACGACGCAGGGCUUGCUGGAGGAGGCUGUCACGUUCGUCAAGCUCGUCCCUGCCGAUUACAAGGGCACGGGUGACGUUGAUAUGAGCGUUGAACGCGAGCGGCUGCUCGUCGCCGCUUCCAAAAAGGCCGCUCCGAGAGCGGCUGCACCUGCUCUUCCCUCGAAGCAGGUCCCUACCGCGUACCCGAGCUACCCGUCGUACCAGCCUUCGGUACCGGCCGCUGCGCCUGCGUCGACGCCCUACAACCCGUAUGCGCCACCCGGUCAGGCCACGGCGCCAGCACCCGCGCCCUCAAUGUACACGCCUGCUGGAGGCCAGUCGAACCCGUAUGCCCCUGCGAACGGUCAGUACCAGGCACCAUACCAACAAGCUCCUCACAUCCCUGGUCCGCCUCAGCCUUCGAGCAUGGUUCCGCCGCCGCCUAGGCCUGCUAGCGUCACGCAGCGCCCGCCCCCGCCGCCCAAGCGCCAGGAGAACGGUGGAUGGAACGAUGCCCCAGCUAUCGCGUCGACGCGGUCACCCGCUCCUCCCCAGGGUGGGUACAAGCCCAGCGCUAUCACGUCGCCAUUCCCGAAUGCGUCUCCUCCUUCGUUCUCGCCGUAUAUGGGCGGUCAGACGGGUCUCCCGCCGCCACCGCGUCCAGGCAGUGUUCAGGGUACGCCUCCCCCGCCCCCACCGGGUCGCGGUGGGCCCCCUCCUCCCCGUGGUGGGCCUCCUCCGUCUGGUUCUGGCAUGUUCCCUCCUCCUCAGGCCCGCCCGCCUUCCAUUCCGCCAAGCAUGGGUCCCGGUGGGAUCAUGUCUCCUCAAGGACCGGGUCCGGUUCCCCGCCUACCGACGCCGAGCCAGUACGCCCCUCCGCCGCGUGCGAGCAUGUCGUCGCCGCCUGGUCCGGGAAUGAGGGCGUCUCCGUCGAUUGGGCAGCCGCCGCAGGGUGGACCGUACGCGCCGCCGCCUUCGCAGAUGCAGCCGAGCCCCUACGCACCGCCGCAGAUGCAGUCGUCACCAUCGGGUCCACCGCCGCCAGGUCCUGGGCCAUAUGGUCCUCCUCCAGGUGCGCAGAGGGGACCGUCAGCCCCGCCUGGCGGUCCUCCUUCGGGACCGCCUCGUGCUGCGCCGUCGGCGCCGCCAGCAAAGAAGGGCCCGCCCCCUCCAAAAUAUCCUCCUGGGGAUAGAAGUCACAUUCCGGAGUCCGCCCAGCCUAUCUUCAACGUCGUGAGCGGCGAGCUCAAUCGGAUGCGGCGGACGACGCCGCCUCAGCAAAAGCGCCUCGUAGAUGAUCUCGAGCGUCGUAUCAACCCUCUCUUCGACGCCCUGAACUGCGAGACCCUGUCCGUGCCUGUUGUCGAGCAGUUGCUUGUGCUCACCAGAGCCAUGGAGGCGCGCGACCGUCCAGCUGCGCUCGCCAUCCACGUCGACCUCCUCACUCGCGGCUCGCAGACGGAUGAUAUUGGCUUGUGGAUGUCUGGGAUCAAGCAGCUCAUCAUGCGCUUGUAGAAUGUUCUUUCAUGCACGAAUUUCGUACGACGUCGGACGAUGUUUAUGUCGGUGGAUGUGUCUCUCAAUAAUUAUGGAUGUUGUUUGCA
Messenger RNA from Schizophyllum commune H4-8, 4361 nucleotides. RefSeq lists its product as uncharacterized. The transcript is spliced from 7 exons. Bases 70 to 4272 code for a protein of 1400 amino acids. The record is from RefSeq and is a predicted model, not a curated record. Gene Ontology annotation, cellular component: COPII vesicle coat; endoplasmic reticulum exit site. Gene Ontology annotation, molecular function: structural molecule activity; protein binding. Gene Ontology annotation, biological process: endoplasmic reticulum to Golgi vesicle-mediated transport; intracellular protein transport; COPII-coated vesicle cargo loading. Lineage: Eukaryota; Fungi; Basidiomycota; Agaricomycetes; Agaricales; Schizophyllaceae.